UGCAGAAAUAGAAUUAGAUUUUACGCGAUAAUGAGAACCCCUGUAGACACUGGCGCCACAUUUUCCUCUAGGGUAUUUAUUUAGAAACUCUAUGCCUCAAAUGAACGUCUCGUUCUCUUGGUUGCUCUCGUAGAGGGUUGCCAGUUGCCGAUUUUUGUUCUGUGUGGUUGUGUUCUCUUGUGCCUUGUUGCUUGAAUCCAACGCAGAAAACAGAGGAGGGAGGGUAGCGCGACGCCGCCAACUUGUCGUUACCGUUCCUUGUUUAUUCAGUAAUUUAAUCAGUUGAUUACGUGAUCACGCGUAGCCUCGAAGUGUUCACACCCGGUAGGAAUGCACCGCGGCUUGAAGCCAAUGCAAAAGCUGUGACCGUCGCUACUAUCCACCAUGAACAGCGAUUCCUCGACAUCGAAAGCGACAGCGUUGGCGUCGCUGACCGAGACGUACACCGAUUCGGAAGGCGAACUCGAUUCAGAGCCAGAGACCAUCGAGCGCAAGGAGCCGAGCAUCGAGAGCACGCCGAACUCGCAGAGUGGAGUGCCGCUCGUCUCGUACCGCGCCGAGGACGAGGACGAGGCAGUCGGCGAGGACGACGAAGCACACGCCGAGUCUGGCCAGGUGCUGUACGUACGGCCCGAGUCUCCAGUCUCCUUCCACCGAUGCCUGCAGAGCUUGGGGCCAAAUGGCGUGUUCCUGCCGCCAGAGCCGCCGGGCCGCUGCGCGCCGGCUCUUCAGGAGAAGAUCGCACGCCUCUACGAGCGGAAGGUUCGUGAUGGGCGAGACAUGAACGCGUCCAUCCAGAUGCGUAAGGACUUCCGCAACCCGAGUAUCUACGAGAAACUGAUUGCGUACUGCGGCAUCGACGAGCUUGGCACUAACUACCCACCUGAGACGUACGACCCGCACAGCUGGGGCCCGGACUCGUACUAUGAGGAACUGUCACGGCGCCAGAAGGAGGAGAUGGACAAGCGCGAACGUGAGAAGAAGACCAAGGUGGAGUUCCUCACGGGCACGGCCAAGAAGCCCGAACCGCGCAAGAGUAAAUGGGACGUGGGUGGAACGCAGCCCGUGCUGGGCGUCGCGAGGCCCCUUGCGGCCGUCCCGUCUGCCAUCCUGCCGCCGCCGCUGGCGUCCAGGCCCACGGUCAUCUCGGCCUUCGGCACGUUGCCCAAGAAACCCGCCGCCAAGCCCUGAGUGUGCUCCGUGCAGUGGGCGUUUCUGCGGCAGCGAAGCCGCAGUGGCCCGCAUCGCUUCUGAAUGUAGUGCAAAUCUGGUGGCGCCUUGGGCAGGAAACAAAGAAUACUGUGUAUCUGAAAAUGAGAUUGGCCCACAUUGUGGCCCCAAAUGUGGUCAGAAAAGCGCAAUUAACCCUUUACAUGUUAAUAAACAAGACCACUUACUGGUUGUUUAA
Dermacentor albipictus is the source of this 1408-nucleotide messenger RNA. RefSeq names its product SAP30-binding protein-like. The record is from RefSeq and is a predicted model, not a curated record. NCBI's taxonomy places the organism in Eukaryota, Metazoa, Arthropoda, Arachnida, Ixodida, Ixodidae. Gene Ontology annotation, cellular component: nucleus. Gene Ontology annotation, biological process: regulation of DNA-templated transcription.